CAUUCAUCUACCUCAAUAAUUACUCUGUCUGACAUCCCUCAAGCUUCCGACCCGACUAAGCCUUUUUGCGUCCCAAUUUUCACAGAUAAUAUUGUUUGAUCGCUUGACCACACCUCGUUCACCAUGUCGGACGACGAGGAUUUCAUGCAGGAGUCGGAUGAGGAGCAGUACGACUUCGAGUACGAAGAAGACGAUGACGAAGAGACCGCCGAUGUCGAUAUCGAAAACAAAUACUACAACGCCAAGCAACUCAAGCUGUCAGACCCCGAAGAUGCGAUCGCAGAAUUCCUGGGCAUUCCGCCACUCGAAGAAGAGAAAGGAGAAUGGGGCUUCAAAGGUGUGAAGCAGGCCAUAAAGCUCGAGUUCAAGCUGGGCCAAUAUGACAAGGCUGCUGAACAUUACGCUGAACUCCUCACCUACGUCAAGUCGGCCGUUACGCGCAACUACUCCGAGAAGUCCAUCAACAACAUGCUCGACUACAUCGAAAAGGGAGCGGAUGGCCCAGAGGCAGUGAAGUGUAUGGAGCAAUUCUACUCCCUCACGCUGCAGAGCUUCCAGAGCACCAACAACGAGCGCCUGUGGCUCAAGACCAACAUCAAGCUGGCAAAGUUACUUCUCGACCGAAAGGAGUACGGCGCUGUGUCAAAGAAGCUCCGAGAGCUCCACAAGACCUGUCAGCAAGAAGAUGGAACCGACGACCCUAGCAAGGGCACAUAUUCACUCGAGAUUUACGCACUUGAGAUCCAAAUGUUUGCAGAGACCAAGAACAAUAAGCAACUCAAGGCCCUGUAUCAAAGAGCUCUCAAAGUCAAAUCCGCGGUACCACAUCCCAGAAUCAUGGGCAUCAUCAGAGAGUGUGGUGGAAAGAUGCACAUGAGCGAAGAGAACUGGAAGGAAGCUCAGAGCGACUUUUUCGAAUCGUUCCGUAACUACGACGAAGCAGGUUCUCUCCAGCGAAUCCAGGUUCUCAAGUAUCUGCUAUUGACGACCAUGUUGAUGAAGUCCGACAUCAACCCUUUCGAUUCGCAGGAGACCAAGCCCUACAAGACAGAUCCACGAAUCUCCGCCAUGACAGAUCUUGUCGACGCUUACCAGCGAGAUGAUGUACACGCGUACGAGAAGGUCCUGCAGCGUAACCAGGACAUCCUAGAUGAUCCAUUCAUUGCCGAGAACAUCGAUGAAGUCACGCGAAACAUGCGAACUAAGGGUGUUGUAAAGCUCAUCGCUCCUUACACACGCAUGAAGCUAUCUUGGAUCGCCAAGCAGCUCAAGAUCUCCGAGCCCGAAGUACAAGAUAUUCUGGGCUUCUUGAUCAUUGACGGCAAGAUCAACGGUCGAGUCAACCAACAAGAGGGUCUCCUGCAGAUCACCUCUGACGCAGACACCGAGCGCAUUGCAGCUCUCCAGGGACUCACGUCGUCUAUUUCGGAGCUGUUUGGUGCUAUUUUCAGAGACGGAGAUGGAUUCCGUAACAGUGAGCAUUCCGCAGCGGACGAGCAAAUAAUGGAUGUGUCAGGCAUUCCAUUGGGGAAGGGAAGCCAUAGGGCGGCUGCCCAACAUCGCGGGAAGAAGGGGAAGUUGGCUGCGGCGCCAUGGGCCUGAGAGAGCGGCCAGGGAAUGAAUUCUACUGUGUGAUCGUUAACAUAGCCCCGGGGAUAUCCGCAGACCAGGAAAGCCUCUUUGUUGGUGUUUCCUGUUUCAACCCCCAGGUCUUUUUGCUGGAUCGAGAAAGUAAGAUGCUGUUGCAGUUUUCCUGCGGGUGCAUCCGCGUUUGGAGAUGCUUCGACGGGAUCUCGCAUAGUACGAGGCCACUGGCAACGGUGAUUCCUCGUCGCACCAGACGGGUAGCGGCAUCGACUACGGACCAGUUGUUUCAGAGAGAGAUGACGAGAAAGAUGUGCAGAAGGGACGAGGGCCGAAGUGACGCCGUAUUCGGUCUUGAUCCCCAUGUCUCGUGUAGCAAAAGCGAGUGACGAGUAAUGUUAUUCAAUAUAAAC
Molecule: messenger RNA, 1997 nt
Organism: Fusarium oxysporum Fo47
Lineage: Eukaryota; Fungi; Ascomycota; Sordariomycetes; Hypocreales; Nectriaceae
Product: PCI domain-containing protein
Exons: 3
Coding region: 124-1602 (492 amino acids)
Biological process (GO): protein deneddylation
Cellular component (GO): COP9 signalosome
Source: RefSeq, a predicted model, not a curated record